UACGAAAUGAAUUGGUUUGACUGCGAAAUGGGCUUUGCUAUAUAAAAAUUUUUGUAGAAAAAAUAUCAUUUUGGUUGUUAUUUGGUUUGUGAAAUACUCUCUAUCUCUACAAUUUGCUCAAAAAAUGAUUGAAUAUUUGGUUUGUCUUGUAACCGGUGGGAGAUGGCAAGUUAAUGGAACUAAUCUGGAAUACAUAUGUCCACAGGGAGGUAUUUCUGAAUUUGCUUUGAUAUUUUCUGAGUAUAUUAGUUAUAGUGAUUUUGUAUCUAUGGUAAGAAGCAAAAUUGGUUUGUUAGACAAAUAUAGAAUUAGUCUUCGUUUCCACCAUCCUGAAUUAAAUUAUUAUAUAGCUAUAGUUGAAGACGUGGAUGUUAGAAUGUUGAUAAACGUAAUCAAAUGUAGUGGAGGAAGGGCUGUGAAAGUGUUUGUGGUGGUUGAUGAAGUUGAGGAGGUUAAUGGGGGCGGUGAAAUUGGAAACGAACUUGUUGGUAAUUUAUGCAGUUUUAAAGGGAGCAACGAUCCGAUAGGUACUUUCAAUACUCCUAGUGUACCUCAGUUUCACAGUGUUGCUGAAAAUGUUAAUGUUAGUUAUUCACCUAUUCAAUAUGUGGAUCCCGAGAAUUACAAGUAUGUUGGUGAUGAUGAUGUUGGUACAUAUCUUAAUCAUGUUGGUGGUCGUUGUGAUGAUGUUGCCGAACAAGAAGUUAAACUUAUGAAUAGGCGUGUGGUAGAUAAAACUAAAAAGAAAAAAAAUUCAACUCAAAAAAAUGAAAAAAAUCAUGUUUACGGGCAUUAUGUUGAUGUUGGUGAUGUAUGUUUAGAUAUAACCGAGCUACAAAGUAAUUCCGAUAGAGAUGAGUUGGGUGAUGAAGUUAAAACUAAGUAUCCCGAUAACCUUUUUUACGGUAUGCCCCCUGUACCAGCAUGGCCAGUUGAUAAUAAUGAAGAUAUCCCAACACAGAUGGUAGACAUUAAUCUUCAAAAGAUUCAAUGUGAGAGUAUAUUUAAAAACAAAGAACUUUUAAAGCGGUGUAUUGGUAAAAAAUGUCUUCGAGAAGGUUUCCAGACGAGGACAAGUAGAUCCACCAAAUCAAGGCAUGGCGUGCGAAACAAUAUGCAUUGUUGUCGUUAAGGGGUACGAAAGAGGAUUCUUUUACCAAACUUCCGGCGUAUUGUCACAACUUGGCCAAACAUAAUCCGGGUACUGUCACACAUAUUAAAACAGAUGCUGAUGAUCGGUUUGAGUUUUUGUACGUCGCACUCGGUUGCUCGGUUAGUAUUAUCAUGUUCUAAUUUUUUUUUAAUAUUUAUUUUGGUGUAUUUGAAUAGAUAUACAAUGUAUUGUAGGUACGAGCUUUUGUCAAUUUUUGUAAGCCGACCCUAGUAGUAGAUGGAGCUCACCUAAAGGGCGAGUUCAAAGGUACCAUGCUACUUGCAGUUACUAAGGACGGACAAAAUCAAAUAUUACCGGUUGCAUAUGGUAUAUGCAAAAAUGAGUGUACUGAUUCUUGGACAUGGUUUUUUCAAAAACUACGUGAUUGCAUAGGAAAUAUGCAGGAGCUUACAAUUAUAUCUGAUAGGUCUCCAUCUAUAGCAACAUCCGUUGCCAACAUUUUUCCUCACGCUCAUCAUGGAAUAUGUGGUGUCCAUUUGUAUUUCAACAU
This is a messenger RNA of Lactuca sativa (garden lettuce), 1664 nucleotides long. The record is from RefSeq and is a predicted model, not a curated record. NCBI's taxonomy places the organism in Eukaryota, Viridiplantae, Streptophyta, Magnoliopsida, Asterales, Asteraceae.